Molecule: messenger RNA, 1014 nt
Organism: Ustilaginoidea virens
Lineage: Eukaryota; Fungi; Ascomycota; Sordariomycetes; Hypocreales; Clavicipitaceae
Exons: 7
Coding region: 1-1014 (337 amino acids)
Biological process (GO): positive regulation of cytoplasmic translation
Cellular component (GO): cytoplasm
Molecular function (GO): mRNA binding; zinc ion binding; translation regulator activity
Source: RefSeq, a predicted model, not a curated record
AUGGGUGACUGGGGAACCCUCAACGAUACCUUGGGCUCGACCUCGGGAAACCAAACUGGAGAAGAGGGCACUACUCAUCGAGGCCCUCACGGGCAUUCUGAGGGUAUCAACGAGAACCAGGAUCUUGAUCACGACAAAUGCUUCAACUGUGGCGAGUCGGGCCACCGAGCAGCGGAGUGUCCCGCCCCACGAGACACAGCAUGUCGUUAUUGCAAGAAGGAAGGCCACAUACUUCGAGACUGUCCCGAAAAGCCGCCCAUGAUAUGCGGUAACUGUGGCCAAGAGGGUCAUUUCCGGAACAACUGCGAAAACGCCCGCUCUGUCAACCGGGACAGCGUCGCAGACGUGACCCCCGAAGAAGCUCUGGCCAAGAUCAAAAAGGCUGCCUGCGAGCGUGAUGCAGACGAUGCUAAAGAAGGUAUCCAGGAAUAUGUCAAGGCUGCUGGGGGUGAUGUAAACUACCACCAGCUCCAGACCAUGUUUAUCGACGAAGGCAUCAGCCUGUGGCUUAUUGCCAUGGAGCGUCAGCUCGUCAAUGUCUUUACCAACAUGGACCUCCAGGGAAAUACUGGCAAGAAGUAUUCCAUCUCGUACCGAUUUUCUGAGAAGCCUGAGCGCCCACGAGAGAGAGAGACCUGGCCUUCAAGCCGCGAAGAGAUUCUGAACAGGCUCGAAGAUGCUGGUGACGUAGUUGACAGCGGACUCCGGCGCUGCAAUAACUGCGGUGAGGUGGGACAUUUGUCCAAGGCUUGUACCCAAGAGAGGGAGGAGAAGAAGACACAGCCUGCCAUCACUUGUCACAACUGCGGCGCCGAUGGACAUCGUGUACGCGACUGUCCUGAACCACGCGUGGACAAGUUUGCGUGUCGAAACUGCGGGAAAUCUGGUCAUCGAGCUUCGGAUUGCGAAGAGCCGCCCAACUUGGACAACAUGGAAUGCCGCAAAUGCGGUGAAAAGAUUGCCCACAGAGUGGUCCCCGUGGAUGUCGCAAUUGUGGCCAAGAGGGCCAUAUAG